CGAGCUCCUUUGCCGCCCACGUAUUACCUGUACGGCUGCGCUGACCUUGUGCGACCCAAGCUACCGAUUCUUUCCUACCAAACCGAGCUUGCCAGGAUUGCGUUGAAUUGCAGCUGCUGCCAGGGCGAAGCUACCUGUAGCUCAGUGUAAAAUAGCACAUGAUCAUUUCGGCUCGAGCUUCACCCUGCAACUGCAAGAAACGCUCCUUGUUCUUCUUCCCCGGCCCACCCCGACUCCACGAUGGGAAGAAGCCUAAUUUGAAACGUCGAAAGCGACCUCUUCUUCCCCGUUCAAAGCAACCCGUUCUCGCCUCUUCCUUUACCUUUUCCAUUAGUUGUACGCGUCCAAACUCCAAACCCCCAACGCACGCGGUUCUUGGGUCCUUCCUCGAUCCAGAGCCCCGGCGUGAUCUCCAACGCCCAACUCCGGAGCGGGGAGCGAUACCGAGAGGGAGCUCCGGUUUGGUGUGCGAUGGCGGCGGUGGUGUCGGCGCUGGCCAAGUACAAGCUGGUGUUCCUCGGCGACCAGGGGGUGGGCAAGACGUCCAUCAUCACCCGCUUCAUGUACGACAAGUUCGACGCCACCUACCAGCCGACGAUCGGGAUCGACUUCCUGUCCAAGACGAUGUACCUCGAGGACCGCACCGUUCGCCUCCAGCUCUGGGACACGGCUGGGCAGGAGAGGUUCCGCAGCCUGAUUCCGAGCUACAUCAGAGACUCCUCCGUGGCCGUGAUUGUUUACGAUGUGACUGACAGGCAGUCCUUUCUGAAUACAUCAAAGUGGAUCGAGGAAGUAAACACACAAAGAGGCGGCGAUGCGCUCAUCUUCCUUGUCGGAAAUAAAACUGAUAUUGUGGACAAGAGGAAAGUGCCAGCUGACGAAGGAGAAGCCAAGGCGCAGGGGCAUGGUGCCAUGUUCAUAGAAACCAGCGCAAAAGCUGGAUUCAACGUCAAGCCGCUGUUCCGCAAGAUCGCUGCAUCCCUUCCCGGAAUGGACGCGCUCUCGUCAGCGAGGCAGGAGGAAAUGGUCGACAUAAACCUAAAAACUGCCACCGGAUCAGCACCUUCAGGCGCAGCAGCACCGCCGGAGCAGCAAAAAUCAGGUGGUUGUGCUUGCUGAGAGUUUUGUGUUCAGGGAAGUUACAGCAGUACUACAUUAAGUACUUUCACAGAGCUGAUGAGUAGAUUUGCUUGCAGUAGAGAUAUCCAUAUGGUAAGACAGAUUGCAGGGGAGGGGUCAAUUUCUUUGUAUAGAUAUGCUUCUUAAACGUAACAUUUUUUUUUUAAUCGGAAACGUAACAUGUUGUUACUCUUUUGAAACACUGGAAUAUAUCAUCUGCGAAGGUUAGCGGCA
This is a messenger RNA of Phragmites australis (common reed), 1353 nucleotides long. RefSeq names its product ras-related protein RABH1e-like. The record is from RefSeq and is a predicted model, not a curated record. The coding region runs from base 472 to 1119 and encodes 215 amino acids. NCBI's taxonomy places the organism in Eukaryota, Viridiplantae, Streptophyta, Magnoliopsida, Poales, Poaceae. The transcript is spliced from 7 exons. Gene Ontology annotation, molecular function: GTP binding; GTPase activity.